AUGCUUUUGGUAAAUUGUUCCAUUGGUUCAUUCUUUUCUUUUGAAAGUAAGAAAUGUGACAAAUGUCCCAUCUAUACAUAUCAACCAUAUCCAAAACAAACUCGUUGUCUUCCCUGUAAUGAGAGUAAAGGUACCAUCAAUGUUGGUGCAGUGAGUGAACGAGAAUGUAUAAAAGUCAAAAGAUGUGAUUUUCAAAAGGGACUGGGAACUACUUUAUGUCCAUGGCACAACGUAGAAGUUGACGAUGACUUUGACUGGAAACUUCGUACAUCAUACUCAAUGUCUGACCCACCACGCUAUGAUGCUACAGGCUUCAGUAUUGGACGAUAUCUUCGUUUGGGAUCAGAUAGUUCAGGCAAAGCUUGGUUGGUUGGAAACUAUCGCAACGACUCUCUCGUGUGUUUUUCAUUUUCGUAUUACAUGUAUGACAGUCAUUAUCAUACAUUAAAUAUCUACCAAGAAUAUUUUCACAAUGGAUACAAUCUUUUACUGUGGUCAUUAAGUGGUGAUCAAGGAACUAAGUGGAAAAAAGGCCAAAUCACAGUUAAUUUUACACUGGGUCUAUCUAGGGUAGGCAACUUGCACAUAUUUAUACAACUUAAAAUUAAACUUCGGCAAUUUGACCAAGCCGCUUACUUUUUCUUCAUAGUUAAUCGUUGA
Xenia sp. Carnegie-2017 is the source of this 660-nucleotide messenger RNA. Its product is annotated as neuropilin-1a-like. The record is from RefSeq and is a predicted model, not a curated record. The transcript has 4 exons. Lineage: Eukaryota; Metazoa; Cnidaria; Anthozoa; Malacalcyonacea; Xeniidae. The coding region runs from base 1 to 660 and encodes 219 amino acids. Gene Ontology annotation, cellular component: membrane.